AAUCGGCCAAGUUAGAGUCGAACAGCCGCACACAGUUGUCUCAGCCUCCUGUUAACCAACACGUUAUAUUCGUUGUCUUCCGACUGUUAAGUGUGCCCGAGGCUGUGGCAAAGAGAAAUAAAGUUUAUUUGUAUACACUUCUCGAUGAGAUUUUUACGAAAUCAACAGUGUUUUAGUGACUUAGAAAGGGAAGGAGCUUGAAGGCUUAUCAACUCCUAACUCCGACGAAUGCCAUGGAUGUCCAGAGAGCACAAGACGUUUCCGAGGCGAUCAUCGACGUCUCGAAUUCCCUGAUGGUCAUUGCCACGGUCUUGUUCGUCUACUGCAUCUACACCCAGUUGGCCAGUCGGGAGACGUGGGAUAAAUACGGAGUCAAGCAGGUGACGAUGGGCAGACACGCUCUGACGGAUUUCAGGUAUAACCCUUUUGUCUUUAAUCGAGCAGGUAAUGUCGUCGGAAAAAAGCACGUACACACUUUGGUUAUUUUGUUGUGGGCGGUGGUGUUGUCAUGCCAGGCCGCACCAGAGCACUUGCUACACAGGUACAUUUCGCCCAUUCGUGACACGCUCUACCUCACUAGAUGAAUGUAAAAAACUUUUUUUUAAAAGAUAGGUUUAAUGCAUCUAACAUAGAAGUGUAAUAAGUAUUUCUUUGCGGUUUUUAAUUUGUCUUUGACACUCAAAAGCUAAUGUUGCUAAAAUUACUCUUAUCGACUGAGGAACUACUACCUGUAGUUUAUUGUUGUACCUAGGGGUGGGGUGAUUUUGGAAAGGGUUAGAGAAAGGGAAAACCAAAUGUAGAUCCAGUUCAAUGGGCGACAUACGACCAGGAGUAUAAAACGCCAAAGCCCUUAAAUUCUGUUGUUUAGUUUUUGUUCCCUGUAGGCAAAGGGUUAAGUCAUACAAGAGUUAAGUCAUUAAAGAGUUAAGUCAUUAAAGAGUUAAGUCAUUAAAGAGUUAAGUCAUUCAAGAGUUAAGUCAUUCAAGAGUUAAGUCAUUAAAGAGUUAAGUCAUUAAAGAGUUAAGUCAUUCAAGAGUUAAGUCAUUAAAGAGUUAAGUCAUUAAAGAGUUAAGUCAUUCAAGAGUUAAUUCAUUCAAGAGUUAAGUCAUUAAAGAGUUAAGUCAUUAAAGAGUUAAGUCAUUAAAGAGUUAAGUCAUUCAAGAGUUAAGUCAUUCAAGGGUUAAGUCAUUCAAGUGUUAAGUCAUUCAAGAGUUAAGUCAUUCAAGAGUUAAGUCAUUAAAGAGUUAAGUCAUUCAAGAGUUAAGUCAUUCAAGAGUUAAGUCAUUCAAGAGUUAAGUCAUUCAAGAGUUAAGUCAUUCAAGAGUUAAGUCAUUCAAGAGUUAAGUCAUUAAAGAGUUAAGUCAUUCAAGAGUUAAGUCAUUAAAGAGUUAAGUAAUUCAAGAGUUAAGUCAUUCAAGAGUUAAGUCAUUCAAGAGUUAAGUCAUUCAAGAGUUAAGUCAUUCAAGAGUUAAGUCAUUCAAGAGUUAAGUCUUUCAAGAGUUAAGUCAUUCAAGAGUUAAGUCAUUCAAGAGUUAAGUCAUUCAAGAGUUAAGUCAUUCAAGAGUUAAGUCAUUCAAGAGUUAAGUCAUUCAAUAGUUAAGUCAUUCAAGAGUUAAUUCAUUCAAGGGUUAAGUCAUUCAAGGGUUAAGUCAUUCAAGAGUUAAGUCAUUCAAGAGUUAAGUCAUUCAAGAGUUAAGUCAUUCAAGAGUUAAGUCAUUAAAGAGUUAAGUCAUUCAAGAGUUAAGUCAUUCAAGGGUUAAGUCAUUCAAGGGUUAAGUCAUUCAAGAGUUAAGUCAUUCAAGAGUUAAGUCAUUAAAGAGUUAAGUCAUUCAAUAGUUAAGUCAUUAAAGAAUUAAGUCAUUAAAGAGUUAAGUCUUUCAAGAGUUAAGUCAUUCAAGAGUUAAGUCAUUCAAGAGUUAAGUCAUUCAAUAGUUACGUCAUUCAAUAGUUACGUCAUUCAAUAGUUACGUCAUUCAAUAGUUACGUCAUUCAAUAGUUAAGUCAUUCAAGAGUUAAGUCAUUCAAGAGUUAAGUCAUUCAAGAGUUAAAUUAUUAAAGAGUUAAAUCAUUAAAGAGUUAAUUCAUUAAAACAUGGUUUUUGUGAGCAUUCGCUCUUUAAAAAAAUUCUUCAUUAACUCUUCUUUUGUUGAUAAGUUAAAGCCCACAAUUUUAAUAUUAAAAAUGAGAAAAUAUUUUUUUAAAUAUUUUUUUUUUAAAAAAGUGAUUUUUAUCAAAGAUGGGUUUAAAAGCACACACAAAUUAGUGUUAAAAUUAACAUUGGUUAAAAUGCAUUACACAAAAAUAAGUAUGGUCAGAAUUGUAGACAAAAACUCUAUGUAAUAAUUGAAACCAUUUAACACGUUGGCAGAAAAUAUUUUUUUUUUAAAUUUCAUUUAAAUGAAACAUAUUUAAGUUUUAUUUUCAUUCAACUCGAUUCCUUUGGCCACAUAGAGUGAUUUACUACACUUCUGCAUAGACUUUCCUUGCUAAUGCAUUAUAAAAUGUUUUUAAUUAUUUCCUGUUUUUUAGUUUCUUUUAAACUGGUCUUAGAUAAAAAAAAUUUUCAAAGGUCUUAUAUUUUCUACUUAACGUUUUUUAAAUCCCUCAAAUUUCCUAUUCAAUCUCGAACAAGUACCUGGUGCGUAUUUUUUAAAAAUAAAAUAUGUUUUUAAUUUAUAAUAAGUAGGCCUAUAAUUCCACAUCGUCUAUUAGACAAACAGUACAGAACAAGCUGCCGGCCGCCGAAACAUCUCUUUAACGUCAAAUACAUGAUAUCUGGCUCGGAAAUCAAAGUAUGAUUUAUUUAGGAAAUUGAUUAAAUGAAACAUAAGGUAUAUCGAUUUUACAAAGCGGAUCAACAUUUCGUAUUAAGUCUAUGCGGCAAGUUACAUGAUAUUGAAACAUUGUGUGUCGGUAUUUGCCCUUCUUCAAGAGACUGUGAAUAUUUCUGCCAUCUACACUCCGCUUAAGUUUCCACAGCCGAACCUCGAAGGUUGUUGAUACUAUUCUAUUUCUUUUGGACCCUCUUGACCUGUUUUGUUUUCCUUGUUUGACAACAAGGCACCUUCAGAACUGUCUUCGGAAAAAAAAACAUACCAUAUAUUGUUAUCGAUCAAAAUAUGAUGUUGUUUCUGAUCGGUGUAUGGGCUGGUAGAGAGGUGGCUGCAAGAACGCUGCUUCAUGAGCGGGUUUCCGAUGUUGAAGCGCACCAUGACGUGCAUAUUCACGGAUAUCUGUUUUGUUUUUUUACAAUCGUAUAUCUUUAAUUACUUUCAAGUGACUAAAGUGCUUUGAAGUGCUUUCUUUUAUGUAUUACUACUUAUCAUCUUGUCAUUACUAUCUUCACGGGAACAGUAAUAGAAUGUUUACGGAUACUUGUCAGCGCAAUAAUGGGUUAUAAUAUCAGUUUUCAAAGGCGUAGCUAUAGUAGAUAUUUAGUUUUGUGUAAUGACUUCAGUUUAACUUUAAAAAUCAAUUAAAAAUUAUAUAUAAUUCGGUGAAUUUACAUUGAAAAAAAAAAACUAUUUAGAUUGGACACGUUGGUAGUUUAUUCCAGUUAAGGUAACAGGCGUAAAAUGAAUAAUUUGCUGAAAUCCCAAAUUCUCAUUGAAUUGUAGAUUGGUGUUGGUGAUGUUGUUUUUAUUUAAAAUGUUUACAUUGGAUAAUUUGUCAUUAGUACAUGGGCUAAUUUGUCAAAGUACAUCAGCUAAUUUGUCAUAGUACAUUGACUAUUUUGUUAUGGUACCUUUGCUAAUUUUUCAUAGUUCAUUGGCUAAUUUGUCAUAGUUCAUUGGCUAAUUUGUCAUAGUUCAUUGGCUAAUGUGUCAUAGUUCAUUGGCUAAUUUGUCAUAGUUCAUUGGCUAAUGUGUCAUAGUUCAUUGGCAAAUGCGUCAUAGUUCAUUGGCUAAUUUGUCAUAGUUCAUUGGCUAAUUUGUCAUAGUUCAUUGGCUAAUUUGUCAUAGUUCAUUGGCUAAUGUGUCAUAGUUCAUUGGCAAAUGCGUCAUAGUUCAUAGGCUAAUUUGUCAUAGUUCAUUGGCUAAUUUGUCAUAGUUCAUUGGCAAAUGCGUCAUAGUUCAUUGGCUAAUUUGUCAUAGAACAUUGGCUAAUGUGUCAUUAGCACAUUGGCUAAUGUGUCAUAGUUCAUUGGCUAAUUUGUCAUAGAAUAUUGGCUAUUUGUCAUUAGUACAUUGGCUAAUUUUUCAUUAUUUCAUUGGCUAGCACUUGAAUAACCUUAACUGUCCUAGCACUUCCAUUAUAAGACAUGACACACAACAAUUGAUUUUAUAGAUAUAAGUAGUUUCAGUUAUCCAAUUAUUUUUUUUUCAAAUCCGUUGUUUAAUUAUUGCGUCCUAUAAUUGAACAGUUUAAGCAUUAUAAUUUACCAGCAGAUGCCGUGAUUUCUUUACGCGUCCCACACUGGCGAUUGUUUGUAUUAGGGCCACAUAUGUUUGAUUCAAUAUAACAAUCCUGUAUUUAAAAAUAACGUAUAUUUUGACUGGUUUUACAAUUUAAUUCCAUUUAUGGGAGGCUGCAAGCAAGAAAUGCAAUAAUUAUUAACGGGCAUCUAGCGUGCUUGAAACCUGCUUUAGGGUGUGCUUUAAAUGGUUUCAUACGUUGUUUUUUUGUUCUUUUAUUUUAAAAAAAAAUAUAUAUUUUUUUUAAUUGGUCAUAUCUGGUACGAAGUACGAACUUCUAUCAUACACUUUUAAAGAGUACACAAAUUGUACAAUUCUCUCAACAAAUAUUAUGCUCCACGGCCAACAAUGAAGUACACUAUCAUUAACUUUUGUAAUGUUCCGUCAGUGAAGGCUGUUAGUAUUGGCGAUGCCCCGGUUGUUUCAUUAAACAACAGGGAUUCUCAAAGCCCGAACUUGGACCGGGCAUAAAUAGAUUGAUUGAUUGGUUGUUUUCGUCUUAUCUUAACUAUCAUCGUAAUUGUCGCUUUGACCUCGGCACAAUUUGUCCUGAACCGCUAUAGGAACACCUCUAAGCAUGCUGGAAACACUGGGCUGGUCACCAUUGGAGGAACGACGACGAUAAACCAGACUCGCCAUGGUGUACAAGAUAAAUGAUGGGCUGGUCCACUGCUCCAGCAUUAAACAGAAACACGUCUCUCUCUCUCUCCCCCCCCCCUUCCGACAGCGACGAGGUCAUGACAGACAGUUCAGGCUCGUAACAGCAAGAACCCAAUAAAGCUACUGCUCAUUCCUGCCAGAGACAAUCAAGGACUGGAACAAGCUUUCAAAAAGAAUAGUUGAGACGACAACACUAGACACAUUAACGUCUAUCGGUUCAUGCCUUCCAACCCUGAGUUCAUGAUACCCUCGCUGAGUACCCCUACAAUCAGUGAAAUAUCCUCUUCAAUACGUUGAAAAUCCCCUCUCCAUACAUAGGAGCCAGAAUGAUCAAUACAUUGAUCGUGGGCCCUUAAUAUUUAGAAGAAGAAAAUACAUUUUAAGUACAAAAACCUUAUUUAAGCCCAGUUGUUGACAAAGUGGAUGUACCCGAAGCUGACAUCCUCUGUUUGGUCUCCAUUUAUGCAUAAGCUGUCAUAGUUUGAAGCAAUACAAGUUAUCAAAAGGCAAAUCUACGUGUCCUUUGGAAGCUGAAAUAUGCCUAUGAUAUUUUAAGUUAAAUCUUCGAUUUUGCAUUGGCUGGUUUGGUGUGGUCCACAGAAUAUGCACAUUUUACCAACGUUAGAUACGGCUCAAGCAUAACUCAAAUACGUCUCAAAUCACAGACCCGGCUCCUCGGCACUGGUUUAGAAACAUAUUUGACAGGGAGAGAUAGCAGGCUCAUGCUAUUUAUUUAUUUUAAUUAUUUAUAUCUUUUUAGUGGCCCGGGGGAGGGGGGGGUAGGGGCGUCAUCCCAGGCUCAGCUUUUGCCUGGUACGGGCCUGGAAGAGAGACAUUUCAUAUGAACUUUUCGAAAGGGAUACUUUUUUUAGAAGGCUUAAUUUCCCCAAAUUGAGUAACAUAGACAAAGUGCAUGUCAUGUCCCCAGAAAAGCAGUGUCAGAAGGCUUAAUUUCCCCCAAAUUGAGUAACAUAGACAAAGUGCAUGUCAUGUCCCCAGAAAAGCAGUGUCAGAAGGCUUAAUUUCCCCCAAAUUGAGUAACAUAGACAAAGUGCAUGUCAUGUCCCCAGAAAAGCAGUGUCAGAAGGCUUAAUUUCCCCCAAAUUGAGCAACAUAGACAAAGUGCAUGUCAUGUCCCCAGAAAAGCAGUGUCAGAAGGCUUAAUUUCCCCCAAAUUGAGUAACAUAGACAAAGUGCAUGUCAUGUCCCCAGAAAAGCAGUGUCAGAAGGCUUAAUUUCCCCCAAAUUGAGUAACAUAGACAAAGUGCAUGUCAUGUCCCCAGAAAAGCAGUGUCAGAAGGCUUAAUUUCCCCCAAAUUGAGUAACAUAGACAAAGUGUGUGUUAUGCCCCAGGAAAGCGCUGUCAGAAGCCUUAAUUUCCCCCAAAUUGAGUAACAUAGACAAAGUGUGUGUUAUGCCCCAGGAAAGCGCUGUCAGAAGGCUUAAUUGCCCCCAAAUUGAGUAACAUAGACAAAGUGCAUGUCAUGUCCCCAGAAAAGCGCUGUCAGAACUCAUCCUUGAACACGGUGACACGGUGGGUGUGACCAGGGGGGUCAUGACGCUCAUAACACGUGACCUCCACCUCAUCAGAGAGAUACUGACCAAGGACUUCCACAACUUUGUGGACAGGAUUGAACUGAUGACGACCAGAACUCCCCUGCAGCACGGGGUCUUCUUCAUCAAGGGCAAGGACUGGAAGAGAAUCCGUAAAGUUAUCUCCCCUUCAUUCAGGUAAUGGUUACAAAUUAAUGUUAAAAUAUUAAUAAAUCAUUUUUGCUAAUUCACAAGGUAUGACGGUACUGAGUUCAUUAUUUUUUAUUUUUUUAUUUUUUUGUUGGUUCUCUUCAAGUACACGCUAUUAUAGAAACAUAUUUAAGACAUUCUGCUUACUUUCCUAUUGGUAUCUGUAGCAUUUUUUUUUUAAAUCGUUGUUUUGUCAACGCCAAAAAGUAGUCUUGACUAGUGAGUAGUUUUCACUAGUGGUCUUCACCAGCAGUCUUCACUAAGAGUCUUUACUAGUAGUCAUCACUAAAAGCCUUCACUUGUAGUCUUCACUAUUAGUAUUCGCAAGUAGUUUUCACUAAUGGUCUUCACUCGAUUCUGAAACCAUUAACAGGAUUAUGUUUGUUUUUCCAAGAUUUACAAAAUAAAUUUAAAAGAUUUUUAGAAUCUUGGAAGAUUAACAUCUUUAGCAAUAGAAAACUUUCAUUGCAAAUGUUCACACGAUGUUUAACGGAUUUCCCCAGCACCGGCAAGCUGAAACACACGAUCCACGAUAUCAGUGAGAGCGCUGAAAAGCUGGGCCAGAUACUAGAGGGUUACGCGAGGACGUCUAAUUUGGUACCCGUGAAACGUUUGACCGGCCAAUACACCAGCGAAAUCAUUGCCAGCUCGGCGUUCGGCAUCGCGACCGACAGUCUGGGCACAGAGGACGAUGACUUCUCCCGCUACGCGCAGGAGAUCUUCAAGACGCGGAGCUCGUUCAUGAAUUUCGUCAUGCUGUUGAUGUUUCGCUUCAAAUGGCUUCACAAUAUUUUGGUCAAGGUUAGCCAAUAAUAUUUAUCCAGCUUAGAAAAGUUGUUGUUGCGUUUGGGUUGUUUUUUUAACACAAGUGCUCCGCAACUUUUUAUUGUUUCACCCACGGCACACCUACCCUUUUUCCCAGAUUUCCGCGGCACGACACAAUGAAUACACGGAGAAAAGAAACAUUUCCUUUUUUUUAUGUGUACCAAAAUUGUAUAGACUUUGUUAACAUUUCUUAAAGAUCUGAAAUCAACAAGAGAUGGUAGAUCAUUUAUAGUCUUAUCACAUGAUGAAACAUAAUAAUUAAGCCCCAAAAACCAAUAGGAGCUGGGUGGAGAGGGGUAUGCCAAAAUUGCAUACAUAAAUUAAAGAUCUAAUUUAAGAAUAACUUAAGUGAGACGUUUGAACCUAUUUUGCUGAGCAUAGUAAUUGUCCUGUGGGUGCUGGAUUUUAGUUGUCCUGUAGUUGUUGGGUUUUAGUUGUCCUGUGGGUGCUGGGUUUUAGUUGUCCUGUGGGUGAUGGGUUUUAGUUGUCCUGUGGGUGAUGGGUUUUAGUUGUCCUGUGGGUGAUGGGUUUUAGUUGUCCUGUGGGUGCUGGGUUUUAGUUGUCCUGUGGGUGCUGGGUUUUAGUUGUCCUGUGGGUGCUGGGUUUUAGUUGUCCUGUGGGUGCUGGGUUUUAGUUGUCCUGUGGGUGCUGGGUUUUAGUUGUCCUGUAGUUGCUGGGUUUUAGUUGUCCUGUGGUUGAUGGGUUUUAGUUGUCCUGUGGGUGCUGAGUUUUAGUUGUCCUGUGGGUGAUGGGUUUUAGUUGUCCUGUGGGUGCUGGGUUUUAGUUGUCCUGUAGGUGAUGGGUUUUUGUUGUCCUGUGGGUGAUGGGUUUUAGUUGUCCUGUGGGUGCUGGGUUUUAGUUGUCCUGUGGGUGAUGGGUUUUAGUUGUGCUGUGGGUGAUGGGUUUUAGUUGUCCUGUGGGUGAUGGGUUUUAGUUGUGCUGUGGGUGAUGGGUUUUAGUUGUCCUGUGGGUGCUGGGUUUUAGUUGUCCUGUGGGUGCUGGGUUUUAGUUGUCCUGUGGGUGAUGGGUUUUAGUUGUCCUGUAGUUGCUGGGUUUUAGUUGUCCUGUGGGUGCUGGGUUUUAGUUGUCCUGUAGUUGCUGGGUUUUAGUUGUCCUGUAGUUUCUGGGUUUUAGUUGUCCUGUGGUUGCUGGGUUUUAGUUGUCCUGUGGGUGCUGGGUUUUAGUUGUCCUGUGGUUGAUGGGUUUUAGUUGUCCUGUGGGUGAUGGGUUUUAGUUGUCCUGUGGUUGAUGGGUUUUAGUUGUCCUGUGGUUGAUGGGUUUUAGUUGUCCUGUGGGUGCUGGGUUUUAGUUGUCCUGUGGGUGAUGGGUUUUAGUUGUCCUGUGGUUGAUGGGUUUUAGUUGUCCUGUGGGUGAUGGGUUUUAGUUGUCCUGUGGGUGAUGGGUUUUAGUUGUCCUGUGGGUGCUGGGUUUUAGUUGUCCUGUGGGUGCUGGGUUUUAGUUGUCCUGUGGGUGAUGGGUUUUAGUUGUCCUGUGGGUGAUGGGUUUUAGUUGUCCUGUGGGUGAUGGGUGGCCGAGUGUACAUGGGCUUCAUAUUUAAUAAAUACAUUUCAAUGAAAUCAUGUAAAUGAUUUAACAUUGUUAAUUUCAUUUCCGGGCGCAGCCUGGUUUUCAAAAUGUUUCUUAUAUUUACCUCUCACCCAAAAAUAAGUUCUAACAGUUCUGUGCCAUCUGAAAUCCUGGUAAUCAGGCCGUCGCAAGUGUCUGCUGCCUCAAUAAAAUGCUGCAAAUCGAGCCACCGAGCUUAAAAAACGGUCGUAUUAUUGGAUGAUUUGAACGGAAUCAUUAUUUAUUUAUUUUUGUUUAGUUCAAAAACGUUUGGCUAUUUUAACUUGUUAACAGAAGCUCCACAUAGAGGCGCUGGACCAAGUGAGUGAGGACGCUGUUAAAUAUUUCACUUCCGUCCUUGAACCAGUUGUGUUAGAGAGGGAAGAGCUCGAGAGAAGUGGGAAAGACAGACCCAAAGAUUUCUUGCAGAUCUUGAUCUCGGCAAAGUUGUCUGGUGAGUCCAGAUUAAUAGACACUCUCGCCUCCCCCCACCCCCUAGAACUACACCAAGAAGUCGAAUGACAGUGGCGUCCCCACUGAGGGUUGUCUGAGACGAACGACCAACGCGUAGAGUACAUCUAGGGUUUACGUAUAACAACCCUCUCAUUACCGCUGGGUUUUGGGGGGCGUCGAUUUUUUGCUGACUCAACAAUUUAUAAAACUUUUUUUUUUUUCUUUUUUUUUUUUAGGUAAAUAAAAAAAUAUAUUUUAAAAAUUCAUUGUUUAUGCGAUUCGCUUUUUAACUUCCCAAUAAUUUUAUCCUUUCUCUGGUGAUUGAAAGUGGAUGAUCGUGACGUCAAGUAGACGCCAUCGGUAGCGAAGUGGUUAAAAAAGUAUGUGUGUGUGUGUAAUUUGGGUUUGAGCAGUUCUGUGAGUUCGUUCGGGGGGGGGGGGUUGUUCCAUUAAGUCAUGUUAAGCCCCUUUCACUGGGAUCUAGUGGGAUAAUUCAUCUAAGAUACUCAAAUAUGACUUCAAGCUUCAUGUCUCAAAAGCCGUUCCUGUGGACUCUCUAAUGAAAGCUUUUAAAGACGCCGUAGGAGAAAAAAUUAUUUUUAAAGUUCUCUUUAUAUAAUCUUCAUUUUUUUUUUUCUAUCGUUUGGUUAAUGGUCUUAUUGGUCUUAUUGGUCUCGUCCGUUUUCCAAAAUAUCUGAGAACACAUUUUCUUGUAUCAGUUUUUAUAUUAUUAAAAGAUAAUUACAUUUUCUUUUGGGGAGAGAAAAUCAAGAAGUCGAUCAAUUUUCUAGCACGUGGUCGUGAAACCUACAGUCCUACUUCACUCAUUAAAGUGGUUGUGAAACCUACAGUCUUACUUCACUCAUUAAAGUAGUUGUGAGACCUGUGGCCUUACUUCACUCAUUAAAGUGGUUGUGAAACCUACAGUCUUACUUCACUCAUUAAAGUGGUUGUGAAACCUACAGUCUUACUUCACUCAUUAAAGUGGUUGUGAAACCUACAGUCUUACUUCACUCAUUAAAGUAGUUGUGAGACCUGUGGCCUUACUUCACUCAUUAAAGUGGUUGUGAAACCUACAGUCUUACUUCACUCAUUAAAGUGGUUGUGAAACCUACAGUCUUACUUCACUCAUUAAAGUGGUUGUGAAACCUACAGUCUUACUUCCCUCAUUAAAGUGGUUGUGAGACCUGUGGCCUUACUUCACUCAUUAAAGUGGUUGUGAGACCUGUGGCCUUACUUCACUCAUUAAAGUGGUUGUGAGACCUGCAGCCUUACUUUGCUCAUUAAAGUGGUUGUGAGGCCUGCGGCCUUACUUCGCUCAUUAAAGUGGUUGUGAGACCUGUGGCCUUACUUCACUCAUUAAAGUGGUUGUGAGACCUGCAGCCUUACUUUGCUCAUUAAAGUGGUUGUGAGACCUGCGGCCUUACUUCGCUCAUUAAAGUGGUUGUGAAACCUGCGGCCUUACUUCGCUCAUUAAACUGGUUGCAGUACUUGCAUUAUCGUUUGUUAUUUUUCCAAAUUUAAAUCUUGAUUUAUCCCCACGGCUCGAGUACUGCUGAAACACAAGGAAACGGCGUUCGUGUACUUUUUUUCUUUUGCUAAAAAAUGCCUGUUAAUUUGAGAGGGUUGAGAGUGGGAGAUUUUGGGUGGGUUUCCACGUUUAUAAACCCAGGGCUUGAAUCAUGUAUUAUGAUAUUUUGUUUUAAGAAACUCUAGCGUUAAAAAGGGGUGGUCCGCAUUUGGUGGCUUUUUUUUCUCCUUUAUUUGGAGCGCGAUAUUUUCUACACAGGUUUUUUUUUCGCCUGGGAUGCUUAAAAAAUCUCGCCCCAACCCUGGGGGCCACUGACCCUACCUUCGCCAUUGUUGUGGUUUACACAAAAAUUACUAUUUUUAAUCCCUUUGGUAUACAUUAAUCGACAGAUGCCUUGAAUCCUGGCAACGAAUUCGUCGUGUCGGAAAACGAGCUGAUUGGUCAGUGUCUGCUGAUUGUCUUUGCCAGCUUUGAGACAACGGCCACAACGUUACAGAUGUGCCUGUAUCUUUUGGCUAAACACCCGGAUAUUCAGGUGCGUAACUAGCCAAAAAACUUUAAUUAAAAUACCUUCUCUUCACCAUGAAGCUAACUUGUUAAUUUUUUGUUUCUGGACUUUACAAACAGAAGAACAUAGAUUUGAACAUAGAUUCGAACAUAGAUUUGAACACAGAUUUGAACAUAGAUUCGAACAUAGAUUUGAACACAGAUUUGAACAUAGCUUCGAAAAUAGAUUUGAACAUCAAUUUGAUAAUUAAUUUGAACAUAUCAAUUUGAAAUCAUCAAUUUAAACAUCAAUUUGAGCACAUCAAUUUGAACACAUCAAUUUGAACACAUCAAUUUGAACAUAGAUUUGAACAUCAAUUUGAACAUAGAUUUGUACAUCAAUUUGAACAUAGAUUUGAACAUCAAUUUGAACAUAGAUUUGAACAUCAAUUUGAACAUAGAUUUGAACAUCAAUUUGAACAUAGAUUUGUACAUCAAUUUGAACAUAGAUUUGAACAUCAAUUUGAACAUAGAUUUGAACAUCAAUUUGAACAUAGAUUUGAACAUCAAUUUGAACAUAGAUUUGAACAUCAAUUUGAACAUCAAUUUGAACAUAGAUUUGAACAUCAAUUUGAACAUAGAUUUGAACAUCAAUUUGAACAUCAAUUUGAACAUCAGAGUAACGAUUUCCAGAUCAGAUCUAUGGAAAGUAUAGAUUCUCUAAAAACUUAACAACCGUGUGUUAAGACCACACGUAUAUUUUCACAUGAACUUUUUUUCAGGAAAUGGUAUAUUCAGAGAUGCAGAGCUUGAUACCAUCAGAAUCUCCCUCUUAUCAGGAACUGGGUCAGUUGAAAUACAUGGACCAGGUCAUCAAAGAGACAUUAAGACUCCAUCCCCCGGUUCCGAUAGUGUCCCGGAAGUCCGUGCAUACCGCCACCUACGGAAACGUCACGAUCCCCGGCGGCUCCAACGUGCUGAUCCCCGUCGACAUGGUCAUGAUGGACCCCGAAAACUACCCCGACCCCUAUAAAUUUGACCCCGACAGGUUCUCAGAGGAGAAUACGGCGACCCAGGACCCUAUGGCUUUUAUUCCUUUUGGCGCCGGGCCGCGGCAAUGUCUCGGCAUGAGACUGGCUUAUCUGGAGCUCAAGCUCGGUCUCUUCCACGUGCUGCGAAAGGUCAAGCUUGAAGUAAACGACCACACGGAACCAAAGUUGGGCUGCGAUAUCGCUGUACACUUUCAAGGUAUUCUUGUGCUAGAGAAGCCGAUCCUGCUGGCAGCAACACUGAGAAAUAAAGAUUGAUACAAAGGGGCCUGCAACAGACUAAAACAAUUAAUCCUGCGAAGAUCAGCCUCGCUCUAAAAGACUGAGGUUCGCCAUUGGGUGAUGCGUCUAUAUUAUAAAAGGUUUAAAUUAUUUUGUUCGUCUACUGUUAUUUUUUAUUUAUUUUUUUUGUUAUAUUAAAUAUAAAUGUUUAAAUAAAAGCAUUGUUGACUCCUUACUCUUUAGAAAGUUAUUGUUCUAAAUGAACUAAAUAAUAUGAUGAAAGCAAUGAGAUAAAAGAAAAUCCAUAUAAAACCGAUUUGAAAACACAUCUAUUUCGCAAAUACCUGCUGGGGUGAUGUUGUCUACCAACUUUUCCAGCUGGCUAUUGUCUCCUAGAUUUAUAUUGCCCUGUGUUGAUUAUGGUUGCAAGGGAUGAAAGACUUAGAAUGGUUAUUCUCGUAUGUAGUUUUUAUAACGUCGCGUUUUGUAUUUCAAUGUAGUAUAAUAUCGAUUUUUUCAUUUCUCUUUUAAUAUGGUUGACUUUGUACCGCGCUUCGACCGUCUGGGGAUGAAGCGUGAUUUUCUAAUAAACUUUAUUAUUAUUAUUAUUAGAAUUAGAGAAGGGUUUCUCAAAGUGCGGUGCUCACACUGCCCAAAAAAAAGGGGAAUUUUAAGACCAGCGGUGGCAUUAGCGUAAUAAGGAGCAAGUUUAUUUUCUAAGUUGUAGAGUUCUCUUUGUAAACAAAUUAAAAUUCCAUUUUUUUUUUCUAAAAUGUAAAAUGAAUUGUUACUUUUGUAUAUUUAAAAAAAAUGAGUGGGGAGGGGUGAGACUAUUGAAAAACAUUUCUAGGAGGUAUGUGCCUCCUAUUCAAACAAUUUUUGGGGGAGGGUGCGAAGUACAGUAAUUUACUUAAAACAUUGCUUUGGAUUUAGGAUGUAGACAAUGUAGAGCAUCAGCCACCCAAUACAAUGCUGCGUACUAACUAGAAAUGGUGGGGGGAGAGAUUAUUUAAAAAUUUAUAAUGUAGGUCUAUCCCUUUAGCAAUGUUUUGUUUUAUUGUAUUUUUAUUUUUAAAAUCAGUAUGAAGAUAUUUAUUCUUAUAAGGUGAAUUGUGAUAUUUUUAGCUGGGGGCGCGGGAGCUAGCAUUAUUUUUUUAAUUAUUUCUCUGAACCAAACCAAAACAACAACAGUUAAAUCAACCGUGAUGACGUCAUUAUUGUAAAGAAAUUUUAUUUCGGAUGUGACUUCAGGCUGUAAGAAAAAAUAGUAGCCUACUUUAGGGCUCUUUAACAAUGUUGUAAGAUAAAUAUUGAAAAACUGUAUUGCAUAUCUACACAAACAUUUGCAUAUUAGAUCAUUUAGCUUUAAAACAAGAAGAAAAAAAGAGAGGACAAAAAGUUCCAUAGAUAAAACUCUUCAUAAUUAAAAAUAAUAAUGUUUUUUGUCUCGACGGCUGAAGAAGGCAUUUAGCCAAGACGUCCAUGCCAUAGUCCUGGCUUCUUUUUUUAAGCCUAAACAUAUCUUGUUCCACAAUUAAUUUUUUAAACAAUUCAUAAAUUUGACGUACCUUACAGCUGUAUGGCAUUCAGAUCAUAUAAAACUUUAAAAUCACUUGUUUCACUGGAUAUUAUGAGUAUGAUCAAAUAAACAUGAGCAAAAGAAUAUCAUAAAAGCAAUGAGAUAAAAGAAACUCAUUAAAUUUGUGUACUGUCAUUGUGUACUGUGAUUAAUUGUGAGUAAUGUGAGUAUUUGUGUGUACUGUCAUUAAUUUUUUUUUGUUUUUUUUUAAUUCAUAUUAAAAUAUUUUUACCCCAACUGAGCUUUUAAAACAAGAACAAAAGAGAGAAAAUAGAAAAACAUGAGUGGAUUAAGACUACCAUGAAAAUGCACACAUUUUUUAGUUGUUAUUUCUGGCAUGUGAAUUUUUUUCAAUAAAGUGUCCAAAAAAUAUUUUCUUCAUGGGGAUUUGUUAAUUAAUUGUUUUAGAUUUCCUAUUAUAAUUAUCAAAAUCUGUUCAUAGAAACAUUUGUUUAAAAAGCAAGAGGGAAAGUUUAAAAGAAGAACAAUUUUACAUGAUGAAAUGAUUCAGGUUAGAUACUGCAAAAGGGUCGUUGCAUUAUGUUCCAUGGAACUGCAUUCACAGACCUUAUGUUCCAUGGCACUGCAUUCACAGACCUUAUGUUCCAUGGCACUGCAUUCACAGACCUU
This is a messenger RNA of Lymnaea stagnalis (great pond snail), 15159 nucleotides long. NCBI's taxonomy places the organism in Eukaryota, Metazoa, Mollusca, Gastropoda, Lymnaeidae. The record is from the annotation of a GenBank genome assembly.